Molecule: messenger RNA, 1248 nt
Organism: Cottoperca gobio
Lineage: Eukaryota; Metazoa; Chordata; Actinopteri; Perciformes; Bovichtidae
Product: tetraspanin-9
Exons: 9
Coding region: 281-1000 (239 amino acids)
Cellular component (GO): plasma membrane
Source: RefSeq, a predicted model, not a curated record
UCCGCCCUCUCCACAGACCUUCCUCCUCCUCCUCCUCCUCCUCCUCCAGCCAUCGAAGAAACUUCACAGCCGACUUCACAGCCUUUUACAACCGUCGGAUUUAUGUUUUAAGAUCGGGAGAUGCUGUGAGGGGCACAUCAGCAGAAGUUAAGCCGGCAUGUGAAGCUCUUUUAUCGGCUGAAUCUUGAGACGCUCGCGGGGAGAUGAGUUCAUAGCCCUCGGUACGCCACUAGAGCUUCUCUGUUCUCCUGCUAGUUGAAGUGUGCCUAUCGAUUCAAUCAUGGCUCGUGGUUGCAUCUGCUGCGUUAAAUACAUGCUCUUCCUCUUCAACCUGCUCUUCUGGCUGGGUGGGUGUGGAUUGUUGGGUGUGGGCGUGUGGCUGUCGGUGUCUCAGGGCAGCUUUGCCACCCUGUCGCCCUCCUUCCCGUCACUCUCCGCCGCCAACCUCAUCAUCACGCUCGGCACUGUCAUCAUGGUGACAGGUUUCCUGGGCUGCCUGGGUGCCAUCAAGGAGAACAAGUGCUUGCUACUGAGUUUUUUCAUCGUUCUGUUGAUCAUCCUCUUGGCCGAACUUAUCCUCCUCAUCCUGUUCUUUGUCUACACCGACAAGGUGAGUGAAAAUGCCAGACGGGACCUGAAAGAAGGGCUGGUGCUGUACAACACGGAUAACAACGCUGGCCUGAGGGACGCAUGGAACAGCAUACAGGGAGAGUGGCGAUGCUGUGGUGUGAACAACCACAACGACUGGUACACCGCCCUGCAUGAUAACGGGGUUCCUGACCUCUGCUGCCAGCAGGUUUACCCGGGCUGUGGACGCAACGCCUCCAAUACCUUCUGGACACGGGGUUGCUAUGAGAAAGUAGAGCAGUGGCUGGAUGACAACAAACAUCUUCUGGGAACCAUCGCUAUGUGCGUGUUGGUCAUACAGCUCCUUGGUAUGGCUUUCUCAAUGACGCUUUACCAGCAGAUCCACCGAGCAGGGAAGAAGUAUGAAGCCUGACGUUAGUAUCAUAAAGUAUAGUUGUCACACGUGCCACUACAGCCUUUUAUCUCACAUUUUUAAAGUAGUUUUUCAUAUAGUAUCACUCUGAUGCAUGUUGUUUGUCUCUAACGAUGAGAACCGACUGUAAAGAGGAUGUUUAGGUGUUUAGAAGCGAUGCCUGAUGUAUGAUGUAUGUUAGAUAAAACAAGCGUCGUGUACUAACAUGUUCAAUAAAAGCACUCGUCACAAACGUGAUAAUGUUUUUA